Molecule: messenger RNA, 441 nt
Organism: Rotaria sp. Silwood1
Lineage: Eukaryota; Metazoa; Rotifera; Eurotatoria; Philodinida; Philodinidae
Source: the annotation of a GenBank genome assembly
AUGGCUCAACUAACAGCAAGUCAAGAACGUGAAUUACGUGAUGCAUUUAAUCUGUUUGAUAGUGAUCAUUCAGGUAGAAUAUCAAAAUCCGAAUUAAAACGUGUACUUCAUGCAUUAAAUAUUCAAGCCGAUGAUCAUGAAGUACAACAAUUAUUAUCUCAAAUGGAUACUGAUCGUAGUGGUGAAAUUGAUUAUAGAGAAUUUAAAAAUGUUAUGGCUGCAUCUUUUUUUAAAAAAUAUUCAAAACAUGAAUUACAAGCAGCAUUUAAAAGAUUUGAUGCAGAUAACAAUGGUUAUAUAACAGGAAAUGAACUUAGCCAUAUAUUAACACGUAUGGGAAGACAUUUAACUCGAGAGGAUAUCGAAGCUAUUGUUCGAUCAGUAGAUUCAAGUGGUGAUGGAAAAAUUUCAUUUGGUGAAUUUUGUAAAAUAUUUGAUUGA